Molecule: messenger RNA, 576 nt
Organism: Marasmius oreades (fairy-ring Marasmius)
Lineage: Eukaryota; Fungi; Basidiomycota; Agaricomycetes; Agaricales; Marasmiaceae
Exons: 4
Coding region: 1-576 (191 amino acids)
Source: RefSeq, a predicted model, not a curated record
AUGUCCUCCACUGCUCAUUUGCACAAUCACCCCCUGAUUGAAUUAUCGUUUCAGCUAAAGCAUUCUUCUCGUGCGGACAUCUCGUUACUUGCCUACACUGCUUUGAAAGUCUCGGCAUCUGGCGUGAGGCGCUCUCCGCGCAAAGGACUACUUACAUUUGAGAAAGUGGUACUUUGUGGCAGCGAAGCAACGGCCGUAGGAGCCCUUCAUGAACACCUAGAGGGCGCGCACAACGAACUAGUUCACGCCCAGUAUUCAGCUCAAAUCGCUCAUCGAAAUACCGACAUCGUGACUACGACCCGGACGGCAAUAUCAAACUUGGUGUCCGAUGAAAUGCUCAAUCUACAGUCGGGAUUAAAUCUCUUCUUAACCAUUUGGGCAACCUUGCGAACGGAGUGCAUGGAUAUCCUAGAAUGGCUAGAAAACCAAAAGAAGCAUCAGAACCCAUCCCCGCCCCCACCCCCAUGUGUUGAAUCAUAUCUCACGGAUGGGUCUACUCUGUAUUCCUCGCUUGCUGGUGCACUUGACAUAUAUGUCGAAGGACUGGAGUCUUCGUGCUUUGCAGAUCAAUCUUAG